AUGGCCACUCCUCGCGACGCAUCCCGGGAGAAAGAGUAUGCCUUUGAAAUGGCGGCCUCCAGUAUCCGGUUUGGGCCUGGUGCCACAAAGGAAGUCGGCAUGGACUUUGCAAACAUGAAGGCGAAGCGAGUCUGCGUUGUUACAGACAGCAAUGUUGCCAAAUUAACACCCAUGAAGCAGGCCAUUGAGGGUCUGACCCGCGAGGGCAUUGAGUUCACAGUUUUCGAUAAAGUUCGAGUUGAACCCAAAGAUAGCUCAGUCAAAGAAGCCAUUGCCUUUGCCAAACCCUACAACCCUGAUGCCUUCCUCGCUGUCGGUGGUGGAUCUGUCAUCGACACCGCGAAGCUCAUGAACCUCUACACCGUCUUCCCUGAAGCCGACUUUCUCGACUUCGUAAAUGCACCGCUCGGCAAGGGCCUCCCCGUCACCAGGGCGUUAAGGCCGCUCGUGGCCGUACCCACCACGGCUGGCACAGGCUCCGAAACCACUGGCACCGCCAUCUUCGACCUCGUCUCCAAGGGCGCCAAAACCGGAAUCGCCCACCGCAACCUCAAACCCACACUGGGAAUCUGCGAUCCUCUUAACACACGAACUAUGCCGUCAGCCGUACACGCCUCCUCAGGUCUCGAUGUCCUCUGCCACUCGCUCGAGUCAUGGACGGCGAUCCCCUACAACGAGCGAACCCCACGCCCCACAAACCCCAUCAACCGCCCCGCAUAUCAAGGCGCCAACCCCAUCUCUGAUAUCUUUUCCCUCCAAGCCCUCCGAGAUACCGUCAAGUAUCUUCCUCGCGCUGUUAAGGACCCCGAAGAUCACGAGGCUCAGUCGCAAAUGCUUCUCGCCGCUACAUUAGCCGGUGUUGGAUUUGGAAACGCGGGUGUUCACCUCUGCCACGGCAUGUCAUAUCCCAUCUCUAGCCAGAACCCAGGCUACAAGCACGCCGGCUACGACGUCGACCACCCUAUCAUUCCUCACGGUGUCUCCGUCGCCGUGACUGCUCCGGCUGUGUUCCGGUUUACCGCGGCUUCUAACCCAGAUCGCCAUCUUGCCGCUGCAGAGGCCUUUGGUGUUGACAUCUCCAAUGUAAAGCGUGAAAGUGCCGGUGAGGUUCUAGGCGAGGCGCUGUCCAGAUUUCUUUCCGACCUCGGUGACCAGCCUCUUGGUCUGAAGAACCUGGGCUUCAAGUCUGAUGAUAUUGAAGCCUUGGUUGAAGGAACCCUUCCCCAGAGGAGGGUGUUGAUGCUCGCUCCAAACCUUAACGACGAGGUGGAGGCUGAGAGAGAUGAGCUGAGGAGUCUGUUGGAGCAGUCCUUGGAGUACUAA
Messenger RNA from Aspergillus mulundensis, 1323 nucleotides. RefSeq names its product hydroxyacid-oxoacid transhydrogenase. Lineage: Eukaryota; Fungi; Ascomycota; Eurotiomycetes; Eurotiales; Aspergillaceae. The coding region runs from base 1 to 1323 and encodes 440 amino acids. The transcript has 3 exons. The record is from RefSeq and is a predicted model, not a curated record. Gene Ontology annotation, molecular function: metal ion binding; alcohol dehydrogenase (NAD+) activity. Gene Ontology annotation, cellular component: mitochondrion.